This is a messenger RNA of Erigeron canadensis, 4057 nucleotides long. RefSeq lists its product as uncharacterized. Gene Ontology annotation, molecular function: ATP hydrolysis activity; protein binding; ATP binding. Bases 139 to 3735 code for a protein of 1198 amino acids. The record is from RefSeq and is a predicted model, not a curated record. The transcript has 27 exons. Gene Ontology annotation, cellular component: mitochondrial outer membrane. NCBI's taxonomy places the organism in Eukaryota, Viridiplantae, Streptophyta, Magnoliopsida, Asterales, Asteraceae.
CUAGUAUAUAGUCUUCUUCUUUCAUAUUCCUCUGCGUCUCUCUCAUUCGGUUUUCUCUCUCUAUAUCUAUAUCUAUAUCUAUAUAUCUCUCUGUUUCACAAAGAAGAGAACAGAACGAAAGAACCCCCCACAAUAGCUAUGGUGUCUACGCGUCGCAGUGGAUCUAUAUCCAAUAAUAACAACAAUAACAAUAAUAAUAGUAACAAUAAAAGAUCAUCAUCAUCCUCUGAACACAAACCCUCUUCCCCCAAACGCCCAAAGGUUGAAAAUAAUGGAGGUGUAUCGGAUAAUACAAUUAAGCCAAAUGAGAAAAAACCUGAGGAGAUUACGAAGGAAUUGAGUGUGGAUCCGCCGGAAAAUGCUGCUGGAACUUCGCAACGGAAAGACGAAGGCGAGGAGGUUGUUAGUGCCACUCCGGCUGCUUCCAUUGUUACUCCGGUCGUCGCUGAAGGUUCAGUACCUAUAUUAGCAGAGAAGCCACGAGGUUCGUUUUCUUCAUGGAAACUGCAAAAUCCAAGUUGUGAGACGGUCACACCUUGGUGCAGGCUUCUUGCUCAGAGUUCACUGAAGCAAACAGUGAAUGUUUAUCAGAGAAACUAUGUAGUCGGAUCAGUCAAGACUGCCAAUCUAUUGAUCAAGGAUAUAAGUUCGGUUCUUUGCGUUAUCAAGCAGAAUGAGCGCGAAGGCAGUUCUGUUGCUGUGCUUGAAAACAAAGGAAGCAAGGGAUACGUGCAAGUUAAUGGGAAUAUCGUGAAGAAGGGUACAACUUGUGCUCUGAAUUCAGGAGAUGAAGUCAUUUUUGGUCCUCCCGGUUAUCACGCUUAUAUCUUUCAGAAACUUCCUAGCGAUAUCUUGUUAAAAUCACGCACAUCUGCUCAUGGCGGAGAUAUGAAAAUGCUGCAUAUUGAAAGACGUACUGGGGAUCCAUCAGCAGUUGCGGGUGCUUCCAUAUUGGCGUCUUUGUCGAAUCUUAGAGCAAGUUUAGCUCAGUUGAAUCAAACUGCUACUAAAGCUCAUGUGGGGACGGAGGUUCGUCACCCUAAUCAUGAUGAUGAUGUUGAUGGAUUAGAAGUAAAUUCAGCUACAAAUACUGGUAACGAUAGUGCAUCUGAAAUCGGAGCUACAAGCAAAAUCACAACUCUUGGCAGCAACCCAGACCCUAGUAUCAUUGAAACUGGAAGUGCAUUGGAGACAAAGGAGUGGACCAGGGAUCCACUGCCUUCAUCAACACCAGCAAUGCCAGUAAGAUCUGCAAUGUUGAAGGAAGAGGUUCUUGCUGGGAUUAUUGACGGGCGAGAAGUCGAAGUUUCUUUUGAUGAUUUCCCAUAUUACUUAAGUGAGAACACCAAAAAUGUGCUUAUUGCAGCUUCUUAUAUACACUUGAAGCACAGAGACCAAGUUAAAUAUGCUUCCGAACUUCCUACUGUGAAUCCUAGAAUCUUGCUUUCUGGUCCUGCAGGAUCUGAGAUUUAUCAGGAGAUGCUAGCAAGGGCACUGGCUCAUUUUUAUGGGGCCAAAUUGCUUAUAUUUGAUAGCCAUUCGUUCCUGGGUGGUUUAUCAUUAAAAGCUGAACUACUGAAGGAAGAAAUCCUUGGCAAUGUUUGUAAGAGAAGUCCUGGAACCACUGGUCUGCAGGCUGGCACAGGAAGUACCCCCAGUGAAUUAGAUGUCGAGGGAAAUGAAAAUGUUCCUUCUCCGUCUUCCCCUGAACAACAGAAAUUGGAGGCUGAUGUUGUUCCCCCUAUUGCAGGAAUCUCAAAAAGCCCCACAUUUAGAUUGGGUGACAGAGUAAAAUAUAUAGGUCCUGCUUCUGGAGGAAGCAUUCACCCUUCUUCAUCUACUUUAAGAGGUCCAACUCCUGGGGCUCGCGGAAGAGUUCUCUUACCCUUUGAAGACAAUUCCCUCUCAAAAAUUGGUGUUAAAUUCGAUAAACAAAUUUCUGACGGGGUUGACUUUGGGGGCCUCUGCGAUGGGGGUUAUGGAUACUUUUGCGCUGCUAACGAAAUCCGCCUGGAUUCAACUGGUGUAGAAGAUUUGCAUAAAUUACUCAUCAGCAUCAUGUUUGAGGUCGUAAGCAGUGAGAGUAGAAAUCGUCCUGUUAUUUUGUUCAUGAAAGAUGCGGAGAAGUCUAUUGUUGGGAGCUCAGAAUCAUACGCAACGUUUAAGAUCUGGCUUGAAGAGCUCCCAGACAAUGUUGUUGUAAUGGGUUCACAAACUCAAGCAGACAGUCGCAAAGAAAAGUCACAUUCUAGUGGUUUAUUUUUCACAAAGCUUAGCAGCAAUCAAACUGCUCUUCUUGAUUUUUCUUUACAGGAUAGUCUUGGGAGACUACAUGAAAGGGGGAAAGAGGUUCCCAAGGCUACUAAGCUUUUAACAAGACUUUUUCCUAAUAAAGUGGUCAUUCAGAUGCCUCAGGAUGAGAACCUCCUUGCUACUUUGAAGCAGCAAUUGGAUCGAGAUGCUGAAACUUUAAAGAUGAAGGGAAAUAUAAAUAAUCUACGUAGUGUCCUUAAUCGUACCGACUUGGAAUGUGAUGGGCUGGAGACGUUGUGCAUCAAGGAUCAAUUGCUUACAAAUGAAGGUGCCGAGAAAGUUGUUGGAUGGGCUUUAAGCCAUCAUCUUAUGCAUCACGCUCAAGCUGAUCCAAAUGCAAGAGUCGCCCUUUCAAGCGAGAGCAUUCAAUAUGGUAUUGAAAUUCUCCAAGCAAUUCAGAAUGAAUCCAAGAGCUUGAAGAAGUCUCUGAAGGAUGUUGUGACAGAAAAUGAAUUUGAGAAAAGGCUUUUAGCCGAUGUGAUACCGCCCAGUGACAUUGGAGUAACAUUUGAUGAUAUUGGAGCUCUGGAAAAAGUCAAGGAUACAUUAAAGGAGUUGGUGAUGCUUCCUUUACAAAGGCCUGAACUUUUCUGCAAGGGCCAGUUAACCAAGCCAUGCAAGGGCAUUCUUCUCUUUGGGCCUCCUGGAACUGGAAAGACGAUGCUAGCCAAGGCUGUUGCUACCGAAGCUGGUGCCAACUUCAUAAACAUAUCCAUGUCAAGUAUCACAUCAAAGUGGUUUGGUGAGGGUGAGAAGUAUGUAAAAGCUGUGUUUACAUUGGCUAGCAAAAUUUCUCCCAGUGUAGUCUUUGUGGAUGAAGUGGAUAGCAUGUUGGGGCGUAGGGAGAACCCAGGAGAACAUGAAGCCAUGCGUAAGAUGAAAAAUGAAUUUAUGGUGAAUUGGGAUGGUUUGCGUACUAAAGAUACAGAACGAGUUCUUGUGCUUGCAGCCACAAAUAGACCUUUUGAUCUUGAUGAGGCAGUAAUUAGAAGGCUUCCCCGUAGAUUGAUGGUGAAUUUACCGGAUGCUCCCAAUAGAGCAAAGAUCCUACAGGUUAUACUUGCAAAAGAGGAUUUGUCUCCGGAUAUGGAUCUGGAUGCGGUGGCAAACAUGACUGAGGGAUAUUCCGGAAGUGACCUCAAGAAUCUAUGUGUAACUGCUGCACAUCGCCCAAUUAGAGAGAUCUUAGAGAAGGAAAAAAAGGAGCGUGCUGCAGCUAUAGCUGAAGGCAAACCUGCUCCAGCUCUAAGUGAAAGUUCUGAUGUUCGGCCUUUAAACUUGGAAGACUUUAAAACUGCCCAUGAACAGGUUUGUGCCAGUGUAUCAUCAGAGUCUGUAAAUAUGAAUGAGCUUGUGCAAUGGAACGAGCUUUAUGGAGAGGGAGGUUCGAGAAGAAAGAAGUCUCUCAGCUACUUCAUGUGAGAGCUUCAUAAUGAGUAAAAUGAUGGCUGAAAAUCGAAAGGAUGCAAAACCAUCAUGUUUGUACAAUGAAGUAUAGGCUCUUUUGUUUUUUUGUAUUUUCCUUUUUAUUCUUAAAAAACAAAAAUCGUAACUUGUAUCUUCUUCUGGAGUAGUCUUUGGAGGUGGUUGGCAUAAAGGCAGGUAACCUUCCUCAGAUGUUAGUUAGGAGGGCUUUAUCAGCUUUUGUUUUGUUUCUCCCCCAUCUCUUCUGAUAACCUUUCUUUUUUUGGUUGAUUAAUUGCACAAAAUUGGGAUAGAAAUAAAAUUAUUUUUCUUUCCAGUA